AUGACAAAGAAGAUCGAGAGCCAUGUCGAUUGGAAGAUAAUCUUUUUGAAGCUAACAAAGAAGCUUGAAAAGAGAUUAAGUUUACCAACACUCAAAGAACAAAUCGAAGAAGACAAACACUUUAGGUCUAUGGCUCUUCCUUUACUAUUUAAAGAGUACGACGAUCUUUCUCAACUGUUCAAGAACGUAAAAGAAGAAGAGAUGCAAGAAUUGAAAAGGGUUAAGUAUAGGAAAAAUUUGGAAAUAUUCUUCUUUGAGAAUUUCUUGAAGAAGGUUGAAGCAAUGGAUUCAAAGGUCCACGAAGAGGUUAUUAACACAGUGGUCCGAUACGGAGAAGGAAACAUGACGUUAAGCGAGUUCAGAGGAAAUAUUGUGUCGAUUCUUUCGGAUCAUGAAGAUUUGGUUGGAGAGUUUCUUGAGAAUGUAGAGGAACCAAUUGAUGAUAAGGAGUAUCUUCGUCUUCGUCGUCACAAGAUUUGUUUGGAGAAAGCUUAUACACACAUGAAGAAAAAGUGUGUUUAUAGACCUAAACCGUGUGGAACUAUGAGGCGGAAACCAUACUAG
Arabis nemorensis is the source of this 564-nucleotide messenger RNA. The record is from the annotation of a GenBank genome assembly. Lineage: Eukaryota; Viridiplantae; Streptophyta; Magnoliopsida; Brassicales; Brassicaceae.